Molecule: messenger RNA, 522 nt
Organism: Sparassis crispa
Lineage: Eukaryota; Fungi; Basidiomycota; Agaricomycetes; Polyporales; Sparassidaceae
Exons: 4
Coding region: 1-522 (173 amino acids)
Source: RefSeq, a predicted model, not a curated record
AUGGAAAAUACCAAGGCAGCGAUAGAUGAGCCUGGAGGUCAGAGUGAACAACUUGCUGCCGAUCCCUUAGACCUUUUUGUGGCGUACCCAUUCUCUACGGACACAAUGUACCAGCAAGGUCUGUCAGGCAUUCUGGGAACUGGUGCCUUAGAUGGAAAGUCGGACGAUGAGAAGAAGGAUGUUCUACUUCGCUCGCAAGUUUUCUACUUCAACCGCAUAACUGGCUAUUCUAUUGCUGUGGAUAAUGCUCGAACUCGUUGGGAGCAAAUAGCACAGCUGGGACUGCAUCCUCCCGCAAUAGCAGACCCCUCCGCGAUGACACAUGGGCAAUCAAACAUGGACAACAAUGGCGAGACGCGCACCUUGACUUUUGUGGAGCUCAAAGAAUUGAUCGAGCAAGGCAAAACUGAUCAGAUACCGAACAAUCGAAGUAUUCCAAAUGAGUUGAAUAGUGCUAUGCCUAGUGAGUCCAGAGCAAAUCUAAGAAAGAAGCCAUGGGAGAUAGAUGCACAGAAAACGUAA